GAUGGAAGGACAGAUGUCACAACAGGCAUCACAUUUUCGCAACCCAUAUUCGGAAGAAAAUGGACCAGUUCCUGCAGUGCCAAGCAGACUGCCCGUGUUGCAAUAUGGAAACCCUUAUGCGGCCCAGGAAAGAAGAGAUGGAGCAGAUGGUGCUUUUAAUCCUGAUGAGAUCCAGAGGCCACCUGUUAGAACUUCCUUCUGGGAGCUAGAAGAUGAUGUAGUGUGUAGCCAGCCUUCACGCAAUCUUAGCCGGCCUGAUGGUUUAGAAGAUCCUCAGGAUAACAAUGAUGAUGACAACGCUGUACCUUCUGCUCCUGAUCCUCCAAGUCUUCUCUUGCAUGAGCAUGGAACAGGUUUCUGCUUUGAUUCCAGCUUUGACGUGCACAAGAAGUGUCCUCUUUGCGAUGUGAUGUUUCCCCCCAACUACGAUCAGAGCAAGUUUGAGGAGCACGUUGAGAGCCACUGGAAGGUGUGCCCCAUGUGCAGUGAGCAGUUCCCGCCCGACUAUGACCAGCAAGGGUUUGAGAGGCACGUUCAGACACACUUUGAUCAGAACGUAUUAAAUUUUGAUUAAAUCCUUUGGUUUGCAGUGUAGCUUAAAAUAAACCUUUGAGUAGUCCACCCACGGAAUAAAACCAGUGUGGCUUUCCUGUAACCAAGCAAACUUCUGAUAAAUGCUGAUGUACUCUAACGGGAGCCGUGGCACCUUGUGGCUCUAAGCUGCUGUUGGGUUCUCUUCUCUCUCUGCCUAACAUCAUACUAAAAAACCCCACAAAGCCCCCGACCUUGUUGUGUACGUAGCCGUUUA
Molecule: messenger RNA, 808 nt
Organism: Merops nubicus (carmine bee-eater)
Lineage: Eukaryota; Metazoa; Chordata; Aves; Coraciiformes; Meropidae
Gene: TAX1BP1
Product: Tax1 (human T-cell leukemia virus type I) binding protein 1
Exons: 4
Coding region: 2-574 (190 amino acids)
Biological process (GO): negative regulation of apoptotic process
Source: RefSeq, a predicted model, not a curated record